AUAGAUUUAAAGAAGUAAAAUUUAAAUAUAAUUGGAAAGAUAUGCCUAAAAGAAACAGAACUGGUCCUGUACCUGAAAGAAAAUUCAAAUAUGGAGGUGGAAGAUGGAUGCCAACGCCUGAUGAAAUGAUUGAACCCGAACCUGACUUUGAAGAUGAAAAUGAUAUUUCUUUAAAGUUAUCUGAGUCUAUUGAUAUGAGUUAUAGUCAACCUAAGUCUGCAAGUAAAUUCACAAAUCCUGAAUACUUAAUUAAUAGCUCGGUAAAUGGUAUUAAUUUUGUCAAAACUGGGCGAGCAUAUGUGUUUGAAAAGUCAUGGGAUGCUUAUAUAAAAAUUGAAAUACAAUCGCCUCCAAAAAUUAAUUUGGAUGGUAUUGUUGUAAAAUUGUAUAACAGAAUCGGAAGUUUUGAAUAAUCCAAGAUUUAAAAUAAUAGAAAAAACCCCACA
This is a messenger RNA of Oppia nitens, 446 nucleotides long. RefSeq lists its product as uncharacterized. The record is from RefSeq and is a predicted model, not a curated record. NCBI's taxonomy places the organism in Eukaryota, Metazoa, Arthropoda, Arachnida, Sarcoptiformes, Oppiidae. The transcript has 2 exons. Bases 42 to 413 code for a protein of 123 amino acids.